CGAGUCCCGCUGGGCCGCAGCCCGUGGCCCAGCGCUCGCCCCGGGUCUGCGCCCCGCCCGCUGCUCGGUCCCGCCGCGGGCUCCCACCGGACGGGACAGAUCAGCAGAGACGGCAGAAUGUCGCAGACGGCCAUGUCCGAGACCUACGAUUUCUUGUUUAAAUUCUUGGUUAUUGGAAAUGCAGGAACUGGCAAAUCUUGCUUACUCCAUCAGUUUAUUGAAAAAAAAUUCAAAGAUGAUUCAAAUCAUACAAUAGGAGUGGAAUUUGGCUCAAAGAUAAUAAAUGUUGGUGGUAAAUAUGUAAAGUUACAGAUAUGGGACACAGCAGGACAAGAACGAUUCAGGUCUGUGACAAGAAGCUACUACAGAGGGGCAGCCGGGGCUCUCCUUGUCUAUGACAUCACCAGCCGAGAAACCUACAAUGCGCUUACUAAUUGGUUAACAGAUGCCAGAAUGCUGGCCAGCCAGAGCAUUGUCAUCAUCCUCUGUGGGAACAAGAAGGACCUGGACGCCGACCGGGAAGUCACCUUCCUAGAAGCCUCCAGGUUCGCGCAGGAGAACGAGCUGAUGUUCUUGGAGACGAGUGCACUAACAGGGGAGAAUGUAGAAGAGGCCUUCAUGCAGUGUGCAAGGAAAAUACUUAACAAAAUCGAAUCAGGUGAAUUAGACCCGGAAAGAAUGGGCUCAGGCAUCCAGUAUGGAGACGCUGCCCUAAGACAGCUGCGGUCCCCAAGGCGCACACAGGCCCCAAGUGCACAGGAGUGCGGGUGCUAGGAGCAGGUGUCUUCAAUGGAAUAUGGAUACCAGGGCUGGAACUCAAAGAAUUUGAAGUUUUUUUUACCACCAUCUUUUUUCUACUCUAUGCAGAAGUAGAUCUCUGUGGGAAAGGACAGUGUGGGGUGUUAUGCAAGCUGGUAUAGACAUACCUGGCAGCCACAUAAUGAGCCUGACCCAGUGGAUAGUCCCCAUCAGAUGUACGCACAUAUGUAAAACCCUUGAUCCACACUUUCCCUUCCACCUUCAGCUUGAGCCAUGACCUUGUACUGUGUAUACCCCAGUACUUUUCCACUGCAUGUGUCUGGUGUAUGAUACGACAGAAUGUUGUGAUGCAGUUUAAUAUUUUUUUUAAUCAUAGGAACUGAAAAUCAUUAAUAUGAGGUGUGCUUGCUCAUCAUAUUGGUUAUAUUUAUGACCUGAUAUUCAAGGACUCUGGCAUUAAUAGCCAGUGUGUUACUUAUUUAAUUCUUCUUUCCACAUUCUGCACUGUGUUUAUGUGAUCCACACUUGAAAUACCAAUGAUCAUUCACUAACACCUUGAAAUAAAGUGAAAGGUGGAGUUUCCCAUGAACUGUAUGCUGUCUGUUCUUGGUUGACUUUAGGCUUCUGCCAGGUCAGCACAAGGCUCUCACCUGUUGUCCUGGACUGCAGUGGGCUGCAUGACUGGCACUGGGAUUGUAGUGCCUUCGACUCGUCCCCCAGGCACACAUUCCCCGGCCCCAAGGCAACGUGGCAGCUUCUUUGCUUCCAGCUGCUCAUUGGUCUGGUCUCCCACUAGAAAGCGCUGGUUUGCUACUGUACUUUUUGUGGAAUUCAAUAUAAGGGCAUCACAGCCUCUGUUUCAAAUCUUCCAUCGUGUUGUGUGCAGGGAGACCACUAACUCUAAUGCAUAUUAAAAAUAAUCUACCUUUUAGUUUUCAUUGAGUAUUUAAAUGCCUCACCACCUCUUUGGGUUGACCUGUUUCUAAUUCAGAGUGAGUACAGCGAAGUAUCACAUACAUUCUAAAGACUGUUCUUAUAUUGUAGACUGCCAUUGCAAAAACUAUAUAAUGAAAACUUUCUUUAAAACUGAAAUACAGUAUUAAAUGAGAGGUUUAAAAGUAUUCUUCACAUUUUAUAUGUUCUUCCACUGCGACUUUUUAGCCAUAGAUUGGCAAACUUAAUAACAUUUAUUUAGGCACUGCCUACUCCUUUUCUUAUCUUGUUUUCAUAAAUAUAGGGGCACAGAGACACAAACUUUAGAAAAUGAUUUGGCUAAAAAUAACAGUAUGUAUCUGCUUUAGAUAUUUUAUAUUUUAGGAUUUUUUUUAUAAGUUAGAUGCUGAAGUAAAUUCUCAAACUGAACCAUCUGGGACCUCGCUGGAGAGCAAUUCACUCAAGUCUCACAGGACUGCUGAGCGUGGAACAGCUCCUGGAGUGGGGUAGGGGCAUGUCGGUUCACCGGGGCAGGAAUUGUAAAAUAAGAUAAAUUUAGAGUUGUUUUAUAAGCAAGCCUGUAACUAAACCACAGCUACCAUAUAUUACUCCAUGUUCUGUGACCAAUAAAAGUUGCUGGAGAAUAGUCCUUGGUGACCUUAAUAAAGCUGUCGCCUU
Octodon degus (degu) is the source of this 2370-nucleotide messenger RNA. It is a transcript of the gene Rab4a, whose product is annotated as RAB4A, member RAS oncogene family. Gene Ontology annotation, cellular component: postsynaptic recycling endosome. Gene Ontology annotation, molecular function: GTPase activity; GTP binding. NCBI's taxonomy places the organism in Eukaryota, Metazoa, Chordata, Mammalia, Rodentia, Octodontidae. Gene Ontology annotation, biological process: Rab protein signal transduction; regulation of endocytosis. The transcript has 8 exons. The record is from RefSeq and is a predicted model, not a curated record. Bases 118 to 774 code for a protein of 218 amino acids.